AUGAUUCUGAUCUACAAGAAAAUCAAGAAACGAAACGAGCGGAAACGCCUGGAUUCUGCAGUGCCAAAUACACCAGAGAAUGCAAUCGAAUUAAACACACCACUUGAUUUCCCACAGCCUGAUGAGGGAAAGAAAAAGGAGAUCCGCACCCCGGAAGAAGUUGCGGAGACGAAACGAAAGAAUGUCUACCGUUGGAAGAUCAUCCUGGGACUAUUCAGUCCAUACUGUUUACAAGCCCUAGAUACAACGAUCGUGGCCUCGGCUCUACCAUUCAUCGCGGAGGAUUUCAACUCAAUCAACCAGCUAAACUGGAUCAUCUCCGUCUUCAACCUCACAUCAGCCGCCUUCCUCUUCUUCUGGGCCCAACUAACCGACCUCUUCGGCCGUCACAUCGUUCUCCAAUCCGCAAUCUUCAUAAUGAUGAUCGGCUCCGCAGUCUGCACAGGAGCCCCAACAUCGGCAUUCAGCGUCCUCCUUCUCGGUCGCGCACUGCAAGGCGUCGGCGCCGCAGGCGUCAACAUCUCAAUCCGAACUAUCCUUGCCGACCGCGUCUCCCUCGCCGAGUACGCAGUCAACUGGACGAUAUUCGCCCUCGUCUCUGGUAUCGGAUUUAGCAUCGGUCCCGUCAUCGGCGGGUAUAUGACUCAGGCGUCGUGGCGGUGGUGCUUCGCGAUUAAUCUGCCCAUCGCGGUUGUAGCAAUGGUUGUUGUGGUUCUUGUUCUGAGGACUGAGUUACAGGGUCCGCUGCCUAUUCCUGACGUGGAGGAGAGAGGUAUCUCGACUAGUUCUGGACGGUUCUUCGCGAGAAUCUCAACUAUUGACUACGGUGGCCAGAUGCUCUUCCUCUGGGGGUUUGGUCUUCUUAUUCUUGCGUUGACAUGGGCGGGUGGUACCUACUCCUGGAAAUCCGUCGCCGUCCUAGCACCGCUAGUGAUCGGUGGGAUUCUGACGAUUGCUUGGGUCGUCUAUGAGCGCUGUAUGGUGCCUGGAUCGUCGAUGGCACGGGUGUUCCCGCGUCAAACGGCAAUGGUACCGUGGGAAUUACUCAGACAGCGAGAUAUUGGCUUAUUGUUCCUGAUCAAUUUCUCAAUCGGGAUAGCCAUGUUUGCUGUUAUGUAUUUCAUGGAUAUAUAUUUUACGCUGGUGGAGGGGAGGAGUUCUAGCGAUGCCGGUAUCGCACUGCUAUAUUUCCUUCCUGGUUUAGCUGCCGGACUGUACAUGGCAAUGUUUUCCUCGAACGUCUGGCCCCGACAGACCUUCCCGGCACUUUUCCUCGGCAGCAUAACAUCGGCCGUAGGAAUGACCGUGUUGGCCUGGGGCGUGAACGCAGGCAAAACAAGUGUCAUCUACGGCAUGAUGGCGCUAGUUGGACACGGAGUCGGGAUGCGAAUGAAUCCGGCGUCGAUGCACGGACUGGCGUAUUUCCCCGCCAUGACGGCGCAGAUCUCGUGUCUUGCUUCGUUUGCGGUUCCGUUUGGAGGUCUGCUGGGGUUGACUAUCAUGUCGACGGUGUUUACGAAUAAGAGUGGGGUUGGACAGCGGGAUGCUAAGGGCGGUGUUAUGUGGGCUUUUAUUGCUAUGAUGCCGGUUAUGUGGUUGUCUGUUUUGCUUACUACUUUCCUUGGGAAUGUGUGGAUUUUGAAGGAGGGGGGUCAUGAGGUUGCUAAUAGGUAUUAUCUUUGGGGGUUGAUAUUUGGGAAGGAAAUUGUGAGGGAGAGGAGGGAUCGCGGGGAGGUGGGGGAUGGCGAGGUGACUGUUUAG
Molecule: messenger RNA, 1761 nt
Organism: Penicillium hordei
Lineage: Eukaryota; Fungi; Ascomycota; Eurotiomycetes; Eurotiales; Aspergillaceae
Gene: mfs56
Exons: 3
Coding region: 1-1761 (586 amino acids)
Biological process (GO): basic amino acid transport; transmembrane transport
Cellular component (GO): fungal-type vacuole membrane
Molecular function (GO): basic amino acid transmembrane transporter activity
Source: RefSeq, a predicted model, not a curated record